Messenger RNA from Trichogramma pretiosum, 1740 nucleotides. It is a transcript of the gene Nap1, whose product is annotated as nucleosome assembly protein 1-like 1-B. The transcript has 8 exons. The record is from RefSeq and is a predicted model, not a curated record. Gene Ontology annotation, molecular function: histone binding; chromatin binding. Lineage: Eukaryota; Metazoa; Arthropoda; Insecta; Hymenoptera; Trichogrammatidae. Gene Ontology annotation, biological process: nucleosome assembly. Gene Ontology annotation, cellular component: nucleus; chromatin. The coding region runs from base 389 to 1552 and encodes 387 amino acids.
AAAGACGAGAAGAGCGUUUAAAGCGAUUCUGAGUAAGCGACCAGGCCGGUAAGGUUAUAAAGCUUAAAUAUCGAAUGCGAAAAAGAAGCGCGCGCCGAGAGAUUCGUCGUGUAAGAGCGUAUUUAAUCGGCUGAACUACGAGUCUCGUCUCUUUUUCUCUCGCUUUAAGCAACGAGCGCAGCUGGCCUGCCGACGACGACGACGACAAGAACAUCGACCACCGAGUGGUACCAAAAACGACCAACGGGUGACUCGUUUCGAACGGAAUUUCGGCAGUGAGAUAUACCCUGUUCUUCGGCUUAGGCAGAGCGAGUCGUUAUCGUCUCCGGCGCAGUUCGUUUUCUUCCCUUUGACGUCGUAUCUAAGCAAUACCUCAAACAAACUCAAAAUGAGUAACGAUCCAGAGCGUGCUGACACUACUGAUUUUGAAUCUGUUGAAGAAGAUGAUGAUAAAGCUGUAAAGCAAUCUAAGCAGCGUCAAGAAUUCUUGCAAGCAUUAGCAGAUGGUAUCAAUCACUUCAAUGUUGAGUUACCAGCUCCAGUUAAACGAAGGGUAAAAGCACUGAAACAAUUACAAUUGAAAACUAUAAAUCUCGAAGCUGAGUUUUAUGAAGAGGUACAUGCUCUUGAGUGCAAAUAUGCUCAAAAAUAUUCCCAAUAUUACCAGGAAAGAAGCAAUAUUGUUUCUGGAGAAAAAGAACCAACUGAUGAAGAAUGUGUUUGGGAAAGUGACGAAGAUGAAGAGGAAGAUCUUAGCAAAGACAUGAAAGAUAAAGUUCAGAUUGAAGUAAAAGAAGAAUCCAAAAACGAAAAAAAUGGAACUGUUGACGAGAACAUCAAAGGUAUCCCAGAUUUCUGGCUGACCAUUUUUAAGAAUGUGAGCAUGCUUUCUGAUAUGGUCCAAGAACAUGACGAACCUAUUUUGAAACAUCUUUAUGAUAUCACAGUUAUAUUUUUAGAAAAAGACCCAAUGGGCUUCGUUUUGGAAUUUCAUUUCUCACCAAAUGAAUACUUUUCAAACUCAGUUUUAACAAAGGAGUAUCAAAUGAAAUGUGCUCCAGAAGAAAAUGAUCCCUUCAGUUUCGAAGGUCCAGAAAUUUACAAAUGCAAGGGAUGCACAAUUGAUUGGAAGAAAGGCAAAAAUGUCACAGUUAAAACGAUCAAAAAAAAUCAGAAACACAAGUCACGUGGUUCCAUGCGCACAGUAACAAAAACAGUGCAAAAUGAUUCAUUCUUCAACUUCUUUUCUCCGACACCUGUUCCUGAUGAUCCUGAUGUAGAACUGGAUGAUGAAACACAGUUGAUGCUCACAUCUGAUUUUGAGAUUGGUCACUACAUUAGAGAACGAGUUGUGCCUAGGGCAGUUUUAUAUUUCACUGGCGAAGCUCUGGAAGAUGAGGAUGAUGAUUAUGAUGAGGAUGAGGACGAAGAUGAUGAUGAUGUAGAUGAUGAUGAUGAGGAUGAAGAUGAUGAAGAUGGACCUAAAAACUUUGGACCAAAAGGCAAGAUAGACAUGAAAAACCAGGAAGCUCCUGAAUGUAGACAACAAUAAAACGGUCCUUGAUUAUAAAAUUAAUAAAUUUAUUUAAUUUUUAUUAACACAAGACAGAACUGCGUGGUCAAUGAACGACUAAACUUCAUCUACAUCUGCAUCUAAGAUUAAAAUGCUCUGCAAUGGAUCAGGUUUUACCGAUGAAUUUACGCCUUCAAUCAAUUAAAAAAGAUAUUUUAGAACAACAA